Messenger RNA from Mangifera indica (mango), 906 nucleotides. Its product is annotated as HVA22-like protein k. Lineage: Eukaryota; Viridiplantae; Streptophyta; Magnoliopsida; Sapindales; Anacardiaceae. Bases 87 to 662 code for a protein of 191 amino acids. The transcript has 8 exons. The record is from RefSeq and is a predicted model, not a curated record.
AAAAAAUCGUCUUCAAAUGUAAUCUACUCUUACGAUUAUUGGUCAAUUAAUUUUGGAAACGUAAGCACAAUAGAGGCGCUCUUCAAAUGGACGCUCUGGGAUCUACGCUAACCAACAAGGUAGGAUUGCAAUUGCUGCUUUGUCCACUGGGUUCUAAUGUUGUCAUUCGAACAGCGUGCAGCUGCUCUGUGGGUAUUGCUUUACCAGUAUACUCAACAUUCAAGGCAAUUGAAAGAAAAGAUCAAGAUGAUCAACAAAAGUGGCUUAUAUAUUGGGCAGUUUAUGGAUCUUUCAGCAUCGUGGAAGUAUUUUCAGACAAGCUUCUUUCUUGGUUUCCCAUGUAUUAUCACCUUAAGUUUGCAUUUCUUGUUUGGCUUCAACUUCCAUCAGCUGAAGGAGCAAGACAGCUGUACACGAACCAUUUGCGUCCAUUCUUGUUGAGGCAUCAGGCCAGAGUUGAUAAACUUGUUGGCUUUGGAAAUCAUCAAAUGGUUAGAGUUUUCAGCACGCACCAAGCAGUAUUUCAAUUUGCAAAGACCGUACUCAUGAAGAUUAUGGGCACAGGUGACCUACCAUUUAGGGGCACGAGUCAACAAGAACACAAUGAAAUUGAGGGUCCGCCAAGUCCAAUCUCGGAAACACAGUCGGAUCAUGAGGAAUGACAGUUACCACUAACGUUUUACUCUAGUUGACUAUAGUGCUUGUAUUUGUUUUGAUUGUCUACCUAUUAUUCAACAAGUGGCAUCUCUAGCAGAUCAGCUAAGAUGCUGCAUGCUUGCUGGCAUAGGUUUCAUAUUUUGGUGCAUAGCAAAACUCAUACGUGACAAAUGUUUAGUUGAUAUAUUACCUCUGUAAAGAAUGUUAUUUCCCAGCAAUUGAAAAACCGAAUGGAUUAUUUUUUUGAAA